Maniola jurtina (meadow brown) is the source of this 1817-nucleotide messenger RNA. Its product is annotated as probable G-protein coupled receptor Mth-like 4. Lineage: Eukaryota; Metazoa; Arthropoda; Insecta; Lepidoptera; Nymphalidae. The transcript has 8 exons. Gene Ontology annotation, cellular component: membrane. Gene Ontology annotation, biological process: cell surface receptor signaling pathway; G protein-coupled receptor signaling pathway. The record is from RefSeq and is a predicted model, not a curated record. Gene Ontology annotation, molecular function: G protein-coupled receptor activity. The coding region runs from base 292 to 1521 and encodes 409 amino acids.
CUACGCUACUUAGAACGCAAUCCCAUUAACCAUAACUAAAUUGAUAAUAACGUAUUAUUAUUUUCAUGAUUCAAAUCGCAAUAAUAUUGGUGACUGUAGUCUGUAAGCCCAAACACCUUGGAGCAGUAGUACACGCUGCGCGGGCUUUAUAGCAAGGCGUGCGAUUCGAUACCAAUUUAAAUAUUUCAAUACUUACGAGUUUCGUAACGAAAAAUAAUAAUUUUCGUAAAGUUUGUUAACUUAGUGCAAUUAUAUUUACUUAAUUAAUUAGCGAUAUUUAUUGGUGUUAAUAUGAAAGUGGUUUUAUUAUUUGCGGCUAUCGGCCUGAUUUCCUGUGAGCCUCAAACCUCAUAUUGCUGUAAACCAGACCAGGGUGUUAUGGCAGAUGUCGAGAACCGCUGCGUGGACGUAGUCAACAAUGUGACGACGCCUACCAAACUUUCCUGUGAGGUCGUCUACCAUUUCAAUCAAUCGGAUUAUAACUUUAUUGUGACUGAUGAUGGGAGACUGAUCUUGUUGUUUGGUUCGGAUCCACAGAUUGAGCCUGAACAGUUUUGCAUAACAAAUCGGACGUUAAACGCAAAUGAGAGAUCCGCAGUGGUAUGCGAUGAAGUAGAAGAAGAAAUCAUAGACGAAAGUGUCCUCGGAUACUGUAUGCUAGUAUCUAUCGUGUUCCUGAUACUAACUCUGAUAGUUUAUUGUGCAUUGCCUGAAAUGAGGGACUUACAAGGAAAGAGCAUAAUUAACUUCUGCGCAAGUUUAGCGCUUGGUCUCAGUAUUCUAAGUAUAUUGAAAUUGCAAUUUGAGUACUCACAUAUGGGAUUGUGUGCUGCACGAGGUUUCUUCAUUUACUUCUUUUUACUUGCAAGCUUCUUUUGGACGAACGCGAUAUCAAUACAGAUUCUUCUGAAUUUAAAGCGACCAACUACCUCCGACUACGGUUGGAAGGCGUUCGCCUGGUACGCUGCGUACGCUUGGGGAUGCCCAAUAGUUUUAACAACAGCAAUGGCAAUUGUUAAUUUUCUCCCAGGCUACCAUAGAAAGCCUGGUAUAGGAUUAAAUACAUGCUGGUUCUAUAACAUGCGUGUACAGUGGCAUUAUAUGUACAGCGUCAUGACAAUCUUGAUCCUUGCAAACAUCUGCAUAUUUGUUUACAUUUCUAUUUACCUGUGGCGGAUUUCAUUCGCUAGUACUCACAUAAAAGCUCUAAAAUAUAAGUUUGUUAUGACGGUGCGAAUGAUUAUCAUUAUGGGAUUGCCUUGGGUCUUUGAAAUGAUCAGCUCGCUAAGCAAACCUCACAUUAUUUGGGUCAUAACAGACAUAUUCAAUAUGUUACAAGGACUGCUAAUUUUUCUGCUGCUCGUCGUGUUCCGAAAACGCGUGAUAAAAGCAAUGUUCAAGAGGGGUUGGCUGGACUGUAUAUCGGGAUACGUCGGACGCUACCUGGCGGUUGGUGAUGAUGAAGAAGACGUGGUGAACCACACGACUGACUUUGGUCUCCAAGAGACACUCACUAAAUAGCUGGUGAUUGCCCUGUCGCUACGCGUCGAACGGUGGACUAUACGGUUUUAUACUUAGUGAGUCUAUGAAACUGUAAAGUCCAUGUACCUGAAUGUAUUACAGAUAGGUACAUACAUACACUACUUUAUGUCCUACAUUCGUUUUCAUACUUUGAUGGUAGUGUGUCAGAAGCCUUCACGCAAGCGCGACAACUGUACCUUUCAAACUAACGGAUGAACGUUGCGCGAAUGCAUGGGUAACAAAGAGACAUACCUAGGUAUAAACUAUAAACAUCGAGUACGGAACGGAUAGCGGAG